AUGGACGUCACCAUCGUGUUUUUCACGUGGAUACGGAGAAGUGCUGAUCACCCACCACUCCCCACAGCCAGCAACAUCCUUCAUACUAUACCGGAAACGGUGUACGAGACCCGGCUCCCCGACCUCGAGCCCCACGGUACCCACGGCGGUUCCCACGCUGCAGCGGGUCAGUCGGUGUGGGAGGACGUGGCGCACGGCCUUCACGGUACAGCGGGUCACUCGGUGUGGGAGGACGUGGCGCACGGCCUUCACAAAGCCAGUAUCACGAUUCUCGGAAUUCUGUUCUUUGAGAGCAUCCUGAAGAUUAUUUGCAUGGGGAAAGAAUUUUUGUCCAAGAAAUUGGAAGUAUUCGAUACGAUUGUCGUGAUUGUAUCGUUCGUGGUUGAUGUGGCGCUACUGCGGGGCCUCACACAGUUCAAGGUGCAGGACGCUCUGCUCAUCCUCUCUUUCCUGUUGCCAUGGAGAGUCAUUCGAGUCGUCAACAGUCUGAUAGUGGCGGUGCUGGAUCACGAGCACUUCCGGCUGAAGAUGCUGUACAAGGAGAAGAAGAUAAUUUCAGCGCAACUUGAGAGGCUGGAGGAAACUGAAAAGCGAUGGGACUUUCAUCUUCAGAAGAUUGAAUCGUUUUGCGAGAGCGAGGGCAUCCCCAAAUGGAAGAUCCGCCAACAUACUGCUCUUGGCAGGAAGCAGUCGACAAUUACUACAAUGGCGUCUCUCGCACUAUGUGGCAUGCUUCCGGGAAUUAUCAUGGGCCCGGGCGACAAAAAAAUGUUCAACCGUAUUUUCGAACAGAAUGCGAACGCGCAUGCAAAAGAUGACGUACCGAAGCCAAAUAACGCCACGAUUACCGCUCUCGUUUCGGCCACCAUCGGCUUAAAGCCAAACAAGAUCAAUAAAAACCCUUCUGUCCCCGUAAUUAAUCUUGACAUCAUUGACGAAAGCGUCAACUCCGAUGAUGAGGACUCAGCAGAUUUCCAGGAAACCGGAAGUCGCUCGAAUGUGAGCGCCAACGGAAGUACGUUCUACAAGACGCCGCGACAAUCCAUCCAAUCGGAUCCGGGUCACGGAGUUCUGAACCUUCCCAAAGGAAGUCUUGCUGCUCACAAGCGCGUGUCGUUUGACCACAUAGAAAUUCGACCCCUUUUGACCCAUCAGACAUCCGUGUGUUCGGAAUACAGCGACGCGGUCGAGAAUGUAGAAACACAAAAUGACAAUAAUGUAACUGACCCCACAAAUCCGGUGAAAUUUGGCAUUGUGUAAACGAUAACAUUGGUGAAAUAUUUGAAUCAGUGUACAGUGACGUAGCCACGUGGAAUCCGAGUGUUGCUAACAACGUGACACAUUGCACUCCUGCUUCGGUCUGGAACCCGUAUUACCAUACAUUGUACGACACAUUUACUUGCCGACACAUUCACUUAAUAACUCGUUUAAUUUUCAACAAUGGUACGGUACUUUACGACACGUUUAUCUAACGACACAUUAUUUAACGAUACAUUAAUUUUACGACACUGUCACACAUUAUGAGAAAUUUACGUAAUGACCAAUUUACUUUACGAUACAGUUUAGGAGAAUAAUACAUUCUCUGCUCCCACACAGAUAAGCAUAUUAUUAUUAUUUUCUUGGACAUUUUCACCAUGUCCUUCGUUUUGAGAACAUAGUGUUGACACAUCUGUAUUUGAGCCAUGCUCUGCGAAAACGUGGCUUAAUGCAUGUGCGUAAAAUGUCGUCCCAUACAAGCCUCUUUAAUUCGCACAGGCUUAUCAGGAGCAACACUUUCCGCUUCCAUGGAAUUGUUAAAACAUACAGUAUAGGCGGAAACUGUCGUUCAUAAUUAGCAUGCGCAGACUGCCAGGCUAACCUGAGUCGGCACCUUAUGCACAUGCAUUAAGCCCUGUUUUCCCAGAGCGCGGCUCAUUUGUUGAUUCUUUAUAAUUCGGUCGUAACUUGUUCUUGUCGUAAAAUAUGUGAUUACACAAGGACCUGCUAUUGCAUACAUAUUGCCUUCGGUUGUCUGGAUGACACACAUUGAACUCUGCUUUAGUCGCCGUUCUAACUGGUCAAAACGUUAACGUUAAUGGUAAAGCGAACAUAUUAACGUAAGUUAUAAUAUAUUAUAUGUAACACCAGAAGAAAAAUGCUCGAAAUGUAAAAAUGUCUUUGUAUGACUUUCUUUUUAAGAAAACAACUGGCAUUUUGUUUAUUUUUUGUUUAAUAAGUAAUAAUAAACCUCGAAUUAGGUAGCCAUAAA
Molecule: messenger RNA, 2248 nt
Organism: Dreissena polymorpha
Lineage: Eukaryota; Metazoa; Mollusca; Bivalvia; Myida; Dreissenidae
Exons: 7
Coding region: 1-1260 (419 amino acids)
Biological process (GO): proton transmembrane transport
Cellular component (GO): plasma membrane
Molecular function (GO): voltage-gated proton channel activity
Source: RefSeq, a predicted model, not a curated record